AGACUCAGCUAAAGGGCGGAGUCGCGAGGAGAAGCCAGUGGCGAGGGGAGGAGGAGGCCUGAAUCUCCCCGCGAAGGCUCCAGUCCGGCUUUUGCCUCCGACUGCGGGCUCCCUCCCCACCCGCCGUCCCUCGCCCCGCCCCGCCCCGCCCCCCACCUUGGGGCAGGUGAGCGGCGGCCAAUGGGCGAGCGCGGGGCAGGUGCCCGCUAACUCGCGCCUCGCAGCGCUGGGCGGCCGGGGCUGGGCAGGGCAGUGCGGGGACACCGGGGGCUGGGGUCGGUCCCAGCGGGACUCCGAAAGGAGGGAGACGAGCUCAACCCUCGGGCCUUACCGGCAGCUCGCAGCCUAGCACGGAGCCCGCGCCUGUGCGGGCGCCUGGAGCUGCCCGCUCCGCCGCAGCAGCCGCCGCGCCUGGCCGUACGCUGUGGCCGGACCCCGCGGUCGCUCGCUCACACACCCCUCGCCGCUCCGCGCCUGGCUCGCCCGCGGGGGCCGAGCGCGAGCGGGCGGGCGGGGGAGGUGAGGGGUGCGGGCGGGUGUGCAUGUGCCUGGCUGGGUGCACACCCCGCAAGGCGGCGGCGCCAGGACGCGGAGCGCUCCCCAGAGCCCGGCUGCCUCGCACAGCUCCCGCGGCUGCGACCAUGUUCCAGCCCGCGGCCAAGCGCGGCUUUACCAUAGAGUCCUUGGUGGCCAAGGACGGCGGCACCGGCGGGGGCACUGGCGGCGGGGGCGCGGGCUCCCAUCUCCUGGCGGCGGCCGCCUCCGAGGAACCGCUCCGGCCCACGGCGCUCAACUACCCUCACCCCAGCGCGGCCGAGGCGGCCUUCGUGAGUGGCUUCCCUGCCGCGGCCGCCGCGGGCGCGGGCCGCUCGCUCUACGGUGGGCCCGAGCUCGUGUUCCCCGAGGCCAUGAACCACCCCGCGCUGACCGUGCAUCCGGCGCACCAGCUGGGCGCCUCCCCGCUGCAGCCCCCGCACUCCUUCUUCAGCGCCCAGCACCGGGACCCUCUCCAUUUCUACCCCUGGGUCCUGCGGAACCGCUUCUUCGGCCACCGCUUCCAGGCCAGUGACGUGCCCCAGGACGGGCUGCUUCUGCACGGCCCCUUCGCACGCAAGCCCAAGCGGAUCCGCACGGCCUUCUCGCCCUCGCAGCUGCUGCGGCUGGAGCGCGCCUUCGAGAAGAACCACUACGUGGUGGGCGCCGAGCGGAAGCAGCUGGCCGGCAGUCUCAGCCUCUCCGAGACGCAGGUCCGACGUGUUGGAGUGGGGCUCAGCGACCCUCAGCCUAGCUGCUGCCCUGGAGGUGGAUUUCAGUCUCUGCGUGCCGGCCGGCUCCCAGAGUUGCGAGAGGCCGGCUCCGCGGUCUCCCAGCUACCUCCCGGCUGACUUUUCACCUUCCGCUCCCCUUUCCUCCUAGUCUCGACCCUACUACACCACCGUCCCCUCCCAAGUCCCGGGCAGUGAGAAGAUGCCUGGCAUGGGGGGCAGCCGGAGCCUCCCUUUAGCAGCCAGAGUAGGAAGGGGGCUUAGUGAGGGAGCCCAGACCCAUACUUCAUCCGCAGCUUUCUUCGGCGGACCUUACCCUCUCCUCCUUCAGUGGCAUUUUGGCAUCUAUUGUCGUCAUAUCUGUCUGCUGCCCCACUUAAUCUACAAAUCGCUCAUGGGUCGGAGGCAGGACCCGUGCGUUUUCAGAUGUACUAGCUGGGCUGUUCUAACUGCAGGGAAAAAGCUUACAAAACAAGAGUUAAUUUUAAAAACGUUUCAAAGAAAGAUGUGUUUUUAAAAAUAAGUUAAUAAAAUAACACUCCCUUUUCCCUCCUGCCAGUGUUUUAAAAUUAUUGUUUGAAACAAGGUGUCAGUUUAAGAAUGGUGUUUAUAAUUAACUUCAUUUAAAAAGUAAUAUUUAUUAAAUUUUAAUUGCAGAAGUGUAAGAAAACAAAAAUGGUUUUUAAUCCUACCACCCACAGAUUAACACUUGUUGAAAUAAUGUCAUUGUUUUUAAACUUUCAAUUUUUUAGCUCAGUGAGAGCAUUUUUAAUUAACUCUCUUUCAAACUGAACCUAGCUGCCUGUCAAUAUUUGCUCCUAACAAUGCCAGUUAGUAAACGGACUGAUUGUUUCUUUCAUUUUUAUUAUGAGACAUUUCAAACAUAUAUUUAAAACAAAACCAGAUAGAAUAACAUAAACGUAUCCAGCUUCAUUAACUAUCAAAACUCAGGGCUAAUCUUCUUCCCGUCUGUAAAUGAGCUGCUUUUUGCAUAUGGUACAACAAAAAGAAUGAGGGGAGGUUUGAGCCUGAGGAACCUGCCGUGGCAGCCUGUCCUUCCAGGUGAAGACCCUGAGAUGGAGAGAUGGUUUGGACAGAGCUUCCCAGGUGGGCAAACAUGAUUUUAAAUACCUGCCUCCCUGCUAACUUACUGUGUAACCCUGGGCAAGUCACUUAACCUCUCUGAGCUCUGGUUUCCUCAUUGAGAAAAUAGUUGUUUAAUGAUUAAAGGUACCUCAUAUGAGCUCAAAUAAUAUUAAUCCCCAUCCCUAGUCCCUUCCCUUUAAGGUAGUAUGUCAGAUUAGUAGCAUAAGAAGAUCCAAACCUGUGUGUCCUCUUAGUCCAGCGUUCUUCCUCCCUUGUGCAGUUUCCAUCAUCAACAUUGCCUUUCUGUUGCCCUCAUAACUUAUCAUACGGAGCCAGGCUAUAUAAUUAGCUACUUCUCUAUCCGCCUCUUGGUACUUACCAGGCAAGCUUACCUGUCAUUUCCAGCUAUCAGCUAUUUGUCAAGCAUCAGUCACCCCCAUCAGACCCCCUGUCAUGCAUUUCUACUGUUAAUAUCUGUAUCUGUCUCCAGAGCUCUCUAAUCUGUCCCGCCCCAUAGCUGUUUUACAUCUAGCCAUAUACUUCUGUCUGCUCUCAUUAAACUGCCUCCCCAAAACUGGUUAAUUUAUAUUUCCGAUUUUCUAUUAGUUAUAUGUUCUUCCUAACAAUAAGAACUAUUUACCCAUUUGUUCAUUAUCUUUGUCAUCUAUUUUACCUUCUGUGUUUCCACCAUUCAUCUCAAACUUCAUCUCCAUAGAGCUAUUUCGCAACUGACAAACAGUAUAUUCAUAUGUCUGGUAAUGGUUAUCUAUUAUUGGCUCUGGCUUUGUCUUCUCUCUGGGUCUGGGCCUCAGUUUCUGUAUCUGUGAGAUUGAAUGACACAAAUUCCAGGGUUUUUUCUAGUCCUGAGUUUCUGUGACUCCUCUACAUUCUGCUUCUCUGUGUUUCUGUAUACUACCUCCUCCACAUUCUCAGAGCUCACCGCACAACCCCUGCCUAUCAUGAUAUGCAUCAAACUUUGUUGUUAUUACUUAAUUAUCUGCCAUGUCCAAACAUCAAUCUGUAGACCAGCAGUAUGCAUCUCUCAGGGAGAUCUUAAAAUACAGAUUCCUGGGUUUCACUCAGGAGAUUCUCUUAGGAAGUCCAGGAUAGGGUGCAGGAAAAAGUUUAAAAACAGUUAUUUGGGUGAUCGUGAUGAAUAACAGGCCUGAGCAUCUUAGCUCUGGGAGGCAGAGGCCAAGCCUGUCUAUUUCUUACAGAACCCAGCUCAGUGCCCGGGAUGGAGUACAUGCUCAAUAAACAUGUAUUGAAUUAAUGAGCACAUUUCUCUUUGCCCAUACAAAUACACACUAACUUUAUCAGUCAUUCCCCUUGCUCUCUGCUGUCACUGCUCCCUCCCUGUCCCUCUCCUUCUAUCUUUCCCUUGUACUUUCACAGCUGAUUAUUGAUUUAGAUUAUGCAUAUACCAGUUUGUGGAUAAAACUUCUCGGAGGGUUACUCAGAUCAGUGUGUGAAUGAGCUCUUAAUCCAGAUCUCAGAAGUCUGUGCACUCCCCAAGCUUUAGCUGGGUGCUAGGAGGUGGGCAACCUGGGUGACUCUGUGUGUUUAGUGGGAAUGGGGUAUUCAUGCUGGGAUGGCCAGUGCCUCAAUCUAGGAGAUGAGGGAAGAGCCCUGGGCAAAGGCUAGUUCUCCCUUCAGGUUCUAAUGACUUGUUCCUCACUGCUUCGGUGCCGCCCUGGAGUAUGACCAGGAAGGUACCAGUCUAAGCUUCAGUCCUGGUGGCUGGUUGGGCAGACCUGGGCCUGGGUCAUUGCAGAGGCUCAAGUUUAAUGAGUGUGUGUAAUGGGUGUGUGCAACAUGUGUCUGCCCAUGUGGGGCACCAACGGGCUUUAUGUGAUUGAUGCCCAAAGGUCAGAUGAUAGCAUAGGUACACAUUAGAUGCCAUUAGGCAGUCACAUGACAUGGAGUGCAGCUUGCAUGCUUUUAUGUGUGUUCGUGUGUGUGUCGGGGGUAGGGGUAAGUUAGUUUUAGGGGGAGUGAGAGAAAGCACCUGGUUGCUCCAGGCUGAUCAACUGGUCAGUGUUUCCAGCUACUUCUUCUGCUCUGAACAGAUCAGCAGGUGUUUCUUGACCUUGCCUGGGUUAGAGUUUAGCUGAGCGGUGAAGGCAAAGGGUACAGAAACGUGGCCUGUGGCUUUGAAGAUUUCUUACUGAGUGAUGAAGGCUAAGUGCAAAGCUUGCACAUUUGUGAAACAUGCACAGGAAGAAUGACUAGGGUCCCCUUUGAGGUCACAGCUGUGGGCUGAGGGGUGUCAGGAUAGAAACGCUUGAGAAGAUGGCUCCAGGAGGCCUCAGACCUGGAAGGCUUGUGGGGAUGCCUAGGAUCCUAGGUUGGAGGGAAAGAAGGGCAGGGUUUGAGGCAGGCAGAUGAAGACAGAGCAGGAGCUGUCAAGACAAGCCACCAUCUUGGAGCCCAAGGGCAGGGAGAUCUUGGGAGGCAGGAGUUACAGUCACCUGCCUAUGGCUUUUUCCCCUCAGAGGCAUGGAAAGGAGGAUUUGGAGGGUCCUUUCCUGCUCUGGAAUGUUCUGGCCUUAGAGGGAUGGAUAAGAGGGGGAUAUCCAAGUGACCUGAAUUUUAGGGAAAAAUCAAGAGACAUUUGUUCCUAGCUCACGGUGUGUCCACAUCUCUUCUCUAAGUCUUGGCUUUUCUUCAAGAACUUCUGCAUCUCAUGUUCCAGGAGUCCUGUGUGGGAGGAUGAGGGGGAGAUAAAGGAGAUUAGAGUGGUUCUGUGAGGAGUUGGCACCAACAUGUCCUGAGGUGAAUCUUAUGAUGUCUCCCUGAGAGAGAUAGAGGAAGGGUCCAGGCUGGGCUGAAAGAGGAGGAGACAGGGAGGCUUAGGGAGAUCAUGGUUAUGGUUGGUGGGGAGCUGGAGGUGACCUCAGCUUACUCAGGUGAAGGUUGAACUUAGCAUGGCAUUGGGCUUGACCUUGAGAGUGGGAACAGCCCACAUGAUCAAAUGAUAGGAAAUGGGUCCCCAGGGAAGAGAGAAAGCUGAGGGGUGACUUGACUGAUAUCUCCAGGCUCCUGUCCAUUCUGGGAUAUUUGAAAUCUUUGAAGACAGGACACAUAUUCACCUGAAAGUGUGCAGGGGCCUGGAGCCACAGACUUUUCCAUUUGCAGGAGUGGUGAAAAAGAAGGGAUCCAGACCUCGUUCAUUCAAAAUAGCAGAUUAUUCCAAAGUAAAGUCUGAUUAGUUCUGAAAUAUCGGCUGGAGCUGUAGUUUGCUUGUUUGUUAGUUCAUUUUUCCCUUUGUUCUUGCAUGCAUGUCUUCAUUCAUUAAUGCAUACAUUGAUCAAUCCUCUAGCAAAUUGAUACAUUCAUUCAUUCAUAGCAGUUUCACCUUCUUCAUUCUGCCUGACUCAAGCCAACCCUUCUUCUGCCCAGCAGUAGGUGUCCCUCCUCCAACUUCCCCUAAAAGUGGCCAAUCCAAUUUACCAUGUGGAAUAUUAAAAACUGGCCCUCUUGCAAAAGUGUCCACAAAACUAAGAAAAAGAUCCAAUUUCUCCAUCAUUGAGCACUUCUCAAAGCCUUUGCUGAUUAGAAUUCUACCCCUCUUCUAUUCAUUUUCUCCUGUUUUCCAGGUGUGGCCCAGGGACCUCUUGCCUAGAGCAUAGGCUUGUCCAGCCAGAUGACUAUACAUGGAACAUGUCCUCUGGGCAGGGCACUGGGACUAACAUAACAGUUUGGCUCUCCAGUCUCAUAGUCUGGUGAGGAGGCAGAUGUAAAUAAAUAAAUUAGUGCACAGUGGGGGUCACUGUUACUGAGACUGGGACGAGGUACUAAGGAACUACAGGCAGGUGAUGGGGCAGGACCAUUAAGGAACAUCAGGACAGGGUCUUGAAGGCUAAGGAGAGUAUUCCAGGGUUGGUAAGUCAGGAGAAUGGAGACUUUUGGAAGGAUGUGGCCUCUGAGAAACUGAGAUGUUCACUUCACAGUGAAAUGAGGACUUGGGAGACCACAAGGGACCUCUUGCUACAGCAGAGAGGUCAGAGUGGGCAAGGGGUCCUCCAGCUAACAUUCCAACUGUACCUCGGGGCUUAGAGAGAGGUGAGUAGUGUAUUUAUGUUGGGGAUGGGGAGGCAUGUGCAGGACAGAUCCAGCCUCCAAGCCAUACCAUAUAACCCAGCUCCUUUCCAGGGCCUGUUUUCUCUAGGGAAGGGGCUCUGAAGGAUCCAGAGUUGCCUGGCUGGGUUGGAGAGGUCAUGAAAUGUCACUCUCAUCUCCUAAUACACUCAGAGCCCAGUUCCUUUUCUUUUUCCAAGUAAAAAAUAACUACCAUUAUCAAUAAUCUAUUAAGGAAAAUUCAGAAAAGUAGAAAGAAGAAAGAAACAUCACCCACACUUUGGGUAUAUUUCCUUCUAGUCUUUUUUCCCCGUGUGUAGAUUUUGUUUUCCUAUGGUUGUGAUCACACUGUGCCAGCCUUGUGCAUCCUGGCGUUUCCAUUAAUGCUAUGAAGUUGUAAGCACUACCCUGUUAUUGCAGUCUUUGUAAACAGCAUCUGGACACUCAGCCCAAGGCUGUUCUCCGGAAGAUGGCCAGGCUGCACAGGGAGAGGGUUUAUGUCCCUGCCUCUAGAGAGAUGCCUACUUGACCCCAGUAUUUUUCAUGGAGAAAAUAUUCAGAAUCACCUUUCACUUGGGUGCCCUAGGAAGCUGCCUCUGGCCUAUCCUGUGCCUGAAGUCGCCAUCCAAAGCUUUCCUUCUUUGAGCCAGUGUUGCUAGUCAAGGGCAGCAUGCUGGGCCCGUCCCACUACAGGCCAAUGUGACCGUCAGUCUCCUUCCUGAAGGACACUUGGAAAUGCGUGUGGAAAGAGGAAGGUACAGAAAAGGGCCCCCGGUCCCUGGUACUGCCCGCAUCACCUGACAGUCACCUUCGGCCA
This is a messenger RNA of Gorilla gorilla gorilla (western lowland gorilla), 7248 nucleotides long. RefSeq names its product empty spiracles homeobox 1 (gene EMX1). The transcript is spliced from 3 exons. The record is from RefSeq and is a predicted model, not a curated record. The coding region runs from base 543 to 1385 and encodes 280 amino acids. Gene Ontology annotation, biological process: brain development; regulation of transcription by RNA polymerase II; neuron differentiation. NCBI's taxonomy places the organism in Eukaryota, Metazoa, Chordata, Mammalia, Primates, Hominidae. Gene Ontology annotation, molecular function: RNA polymerase II cis-regulatory region sequence-specific DNA binding; DNA-binding transcription factor activity, RNA polymerase II-specific. Gene Ontology annotation, cellular component: nucleus.